UAAUGACCACAAAGUAGACACUGACACAGGGUUCUUGGAUGUCCGAUCACAUUUACGCGCGAAGUGGCAUCGAGGAUAGUGCCGUUUGAAUUGAAUGAACAAUUUCUAAGGAGAUCGCUCGUGGAGAGACACCGCGCGCGCUGGAGACUGCGCGCUCACGGCUCGCCAAAAACUCAAGCGAACACUUAAGCGCGAGGAUUAAUCAGCCGAAAAGAUGGAUAACGUGCCGUAUUUUCUGGCUACAUACGUGCUCAUUUUCUCCCUCGGAUUCAGGAUAGAAGAAGGGAUGUGCCAACAUUACUACCUCCUCCGUCCCAUUCCCAGUGACACUCUGCCUUUAGUGGAACUCAUAGAGGACCCGGAUCCCAUACUGGACCCUAAGGAGCGGGAUCUGAACGAGACCGAACUCAGAGCCAUACUAGGCAGUCACUUCGACCAGAACGUCAUGUCCAUCAACCCACCAGAGGACAAAUACGCAGGACAGGACGACCUGAACGAGUCUGAACUCUUAAAGCGUCCCACAGGCACCAUGCCCAAAGAAAUCAAAGCCAUGGAGUUUGAGAUCCAGCAUGGGAAAAAACACAAGCCCAGUAAGAAGCUCAGAAGAAGGCUUCAGCUGUGGCUGUGGUCCUAUGCCUUCUGCCCAGUGGUGCACACAUGGCAGGACCUGGGGAACCGAUUCUGGCCCCGCUAUGUGAAGGUGGGCAGCUGCUACAAUAAAAGGUCUUGUUCGGUUCCAGAAGGGAUGGUUUGCAAACCUGCCAAAUCCAGCCAUUUUAUGGUUUUGCGAUGGAGGUGUCUGCAGAGAAAGGGUGGGCUCAAAUGUGCCUGGAUACAAGUUCAGUACCCCAUUAUAUCAGAGUGCAAAUGCUCCUGCCCGAACUGA
Messenger RNA from Sinocyclocheilus anshuiensis, 886 nucleotides. RefSeq names its product noggin-3-like. Gene Ontology annotation, biological process: osteoblast differentiation; negative regulation of BMP signaling pathway; negative regulation of cell differentiation. Bases 215 to 886 code for a protein of 223 amino acids. The transcript has a single exon. NCBI's taxonomy places the organism in Eukaryota, Metazoa, Chordata, Actinopteri, Cypriniformes, Cyprinidae. The record is from RefSeq and is a predicted model, not a curated record.